Molecule: messenger RNA, 894 nt
Organism: Naumovozyma castellii
Lineage: Eukaryota; Fungi; Ascomycota; Saccharomycetes; Saccharomycetales; Saccharomycetaceae
Gene: SEC13
Product: GTPase-activating protein SEC13
Exons: 1
Coding region: 1-894 (297 amino acids)
Source: RefSeq, a predicted model, not a curated record
AUGGUAGCUAUAGCGAACGCACACAACGAUCUGAUUCAUGAUGCAGUCCUGGACUACUACGGCAAGAGACUGGCCACCUGCUCGUCAGACAAGACAAUCAAGAUCUUCGAAGUCGAGGGCGAGACUCACAAGGAGGUAGCCACUCUGGAAGGUCAUGACGGUCCAGUUUGGAGAGUCGACUGGGCACAUCCAAAAUUCGGUACCAUCUUGGCCUCAUGUUCGUACGACGGGAAAGUUCUCAUUUGGAAGGAGGAAAACGGUAGAUGGUCUCAAAUUGCAUGUCAUGCGGUCCAUUCUGCAUCCGUCAAUUCAGUUCAAUGGGCUCCACACGAAUACGGGGCCCUAUUAUUGGCUGCUUCCUCGGAUGGGAAAGUCUCCGUGGUGGAAUUUAAAGAAAAUGGUACUUUGACCCCCAUUAUUAUUGAUGCUCAUAACAUUGGUGUCAAUUCAGCUUCAUGGGCUCCUGCCACACUACAAGAAAAUAAACCAACAAAGUCCCCUGAAGAAUCACGUAGAUUUGUUACUGGGGGUGCUGAUAAUUUAGUUAAAAUUUGGAAAUAUAAUAAUGAAAGCCAAACUUAUCUACUAGAAGAUACUCUACAAGGUCAUUCGGAUUGGGUGAGGGAUGUCGCAUGGUCUCCAAGCGUUCUAUUACGUUCCUACAUUGCUAGUGUUUCUCAAGAUAAGACUUGUAUCAUUUGGACUCAGGAAAAUAAUGAUAGUUCUUGGAAGAAGACUGAAUUACAGAAGGAAAGAUUCCCAGAUGUCUUAUGGAGAGCAAGUUGGUCAUUAUCUGGUAAUAUCUUGGCUCUUUCAGGUGGUGACAAUAAAGUGACACUUUGGAAGGAAAAUCUAGAAGGUAAUUGGGAACCUGCAGGAGAAGUUGAACAAUGA